Aspergillus pseudotamarii is the source of this 1056-nucleotide messenger RNA. RefSeq names its product casein kinase II subunit alpha/alpha'. Gene Ontology annotation, cellular component: protein kinase CK2 complex; nucleus; cytosol. Lineage: Eukaryota; Fungi; Ascomycota; Eurotiomycetes; Eurotiales; Aspergillaceae. Gene Ontology annotation, biological process: DNA damage response; regulation of transcription by RNA polymerase I; protein phosphorylation. The transcript has 4 exons. The record is from RefSeq and is a predicted model, not a curated record. The coding region runs from base 1 to 1056 and encodes 351 amino acids. Gene Ontology annotation, molecular function: ATP binding; protein serine/threonine kinase activity.
AUGGCGCGCGUUUAUGCCGAUGUUAACGAGCAUAUGCCUCGGUCCUACUGGGAUUAUGACAGUGUCAACAUCUCUUGGGGUGUUCUAGAGAACUAUGAAGUGGUCCGCAAGAUCGGUAAGGCGCAACAACGGGAUCUCUCCGCCGUCACCCAACUACAUCGACAUGGUUGUCGCCGUGGAAAGUACUCGGAAGUCUUUGAAGGUAUCAAUGUUGUCAACUAUCAGAAGUGUGUCAUCAAGGUCCUUAAACCAGUCAAGAAGAAGAAGAUUAAGCGUGAAAUCAAGAUUCUUCAGAAUUUGGCAGGUGGUCCCAAUGUGGUAGCUUUGUUGGAUGUGGUCCGCGACAGUCAGAGCAAGACCCCGAGUCUGGUUUUCGAAAAUGUGAACAAUACCGACUUUCGCACCCUCUAUCCGCGAUUCUCCGACUACGAUGUCCGCUACUAUGUCUAUGAGCUCCUCAAGGCGUUGGACUUCUGCCAUAGCAAGGGUAUCAUGCAUCGUGAUGUGAAGCCGCACAAUGUCAUGAUCGACCAUGAGAAGCGCAAGUUGCGUCUUAUCGAUUGGGGUCUUGCCGAAUUCUACCAUAAGGGCACUGAGUAUAACGUCCGUGUCGCUUCUAGAUACUUUAAGGGCCCUGAGUUGCUCGUUGAUUUCCAGGAAUACGACUAUUCUCUGGACAUGUGGUCACUUGGUGCCAUGUUCGCAUCUAUGAUCUUCCGCAAGGAACCUUUCUUCCAUGGAAACAGCAACUCGGACCAACUGGUGAAGAUCGCCAAGGUCCUCGGUACGGAGGAGCUCUUUGAGUACCUGGAUAAAUAUGAAAUUGAGCUGGACCCUCAAUAUGAUGAAAUCCUUUCCCGUUUCCCCCGCAAGGCCUGGCAUUCCUUUGUCAAUGCCGAGAAUCAGCGCUUCGUCUCUGAUGAGGCAAUUGAUUUCCUAGACAAACUUCUCAGAUACGAUCAUGCGGAACGUCUUACCGCACAGGAAGCCAUGGCUCACCCCUACUUUGAUCCUGUCCGGCCAGAAGUGCAAGCUCAGAACAACAGGGGAUUGUAA